This is a messenger RNA of Beta vulgaris subsp. vulgaris (sugar beet), 973 nucleotides long. RefSeq lists its product as uncharacterized. Gene Ontology annotation, molecular function: zinc ion binding. The coding region runs from base 161 to 973 and encodes 270 amino acids. The record is from RefSeq and is a predicted model, not a curated record. Lineage: Eukaryota; Viridiplantae; Streptophyta; Magnoliopsida; Caryophyllales; Amaranthaceae. The transcript has 3 exons.
UGAGUAAGCACUUUCUGAUGUGUUUCCUCAGGCAACAAGGAGAAUUUGUUGCCAACAUCUCUACAGCAACUGCAAGAAUGAAGGCUUCAGUGGGACAGCCUUCCACAAACUAUUUUGGACAGCAGCUGAUGCUUACAACCAAUAUGUGUACACUAAGGCUAUGGAGAAGAUAGCCAAGUACAAUCCCAAAGCUGUUGAAUACUUGGAGAAGUGUACUGAGCAAUGGAGUAGAGCAUUCUUUGACUGUGGUGUUUGUUGUGAUCACAACACCACAAAUUUUGUGGAAUCUUUCAAUGCCUGCACUAAGCCAUACAGGGACUUACCUGUACUCACCUUGCUUGAAGAAAUAAGGAUAUGGUGCAUGAAGAGGACUGGGGCAAGGUUUGAUAAAGCUGUGUACAUAGGUCCUACUGAUCUCACAGACUAUGCAAAGAGGAUAUUAGAAACAAGGAGUGAUGAGUCAAGGUUCUGCUAUGCCACAUCAUGUGGAGGUGGUGAGUAUGAGGUUAGGGAUGGCAAUGUCAACUUCCCUAUUACACUUACAAACUACAAGUGUGGGUGUGGGAAAUGGCAAGGCUCAGGCAUCCCUUGCAAACAUGCUCUAAGGGUUAUAUUCAAUCAAAGGCUUGAGCCUGCUGACUUUGUAUCCCCAUUUUUCAAGGGGGCAGCAUACAAGCUCACAUAUGGGGAUCAUAUCCACCCUAUGCCUGACCCCACUCAAUGGCCUGACUUCAACCUCCUCAAAUUGCACCACCUGAUAUCAAGAGACCACCUGGCAGACCUGUCAAGCAAAGAAAGAGAGGGCCUAAUGAAGCUAAAAAAGGGAAGAGGCACAACUCAGUUAGGUGCAAAAAAUGCAAGGAAGUGGGCCACAACUCCAGAACCUGUGGGACUGAUAAAGGGAAGGGGAAAGGCUUCUCCUUUCAUAUAUACAGAAUGGGUAAGGGCAAUCUUGUCAUUUUCGGUUUUGUAA